UCCAGCCGACACAUCCUGUAACAGUAGUUCCUAUGAGCAGAACAACGUUAGCUAAACACAAACAUGUCGUGAUAAUCGAUCAUAUUUGUAUUUAAAUACCGCCGGAAAAUAUGACUAGGUUUCUGAGAAAACUCUUCAUCUUUUAUGUUUUGCUUCUUAUUUUGCAAGAUUCAAGUGUUUGUAGAUUUUUAUGUGUGGGAGCACAAGAAAAGGAUGAGUCGCUGGAGCUCAGUGACACGGUUUCUGACCUGGAGAACAGCCCCAAGUUUGUGGAGUCAGAAGAUCUGGAAUCUUUGCCCAAAAUGCAGUUCAAGACAGCUGAGAUUGCAGAUGCUGUGAUGGGCACCGAAGCUGUCAUUGAUCCGUCGGACAUAGAGUCCCUCUUCCCUAAAAAUGUGAAAGACUUUCAGUCAGGCUUCUCGCCGCCUCUUGAGGACAGUGGUGCUCAGUUUAGUUCACCUGAUCUGGCAGCAGAAGAAGAGUCAGUGGAGGAGAAGAGCACUGAAACAUCUCAGCAGGUUACUCUUGACAUAGUGCAUGCAGAUGUCACAACAACUGAAGAACACAACACCACAGAAAGUGGCAAGACGUACAAGGUGAACUGUGACAAGAGGAACAUCACUGGAAUGGACAAUUUCACUGUGCAGGUCCUCAACGCAUCACAGGACCUGAUGGAGUUCCUGAAUGCUAACAGCACUGAGUGCUCUGUGGUGUUGUUCUUCACCAUCUGGUGUCAGUUCUCAGCCAGCCUGGCUCCUCACUUUAACGCCCUGCCCAGAGUCUUUCCCAGCAUGCAUUUCCUGGCACUGGAUGCCUCUCAGCACAGUAGCCUCUCUACGAGGUUUGGGACUGUGGCAGUGCCCAACAUCCUUCUGUUCCAGGGGGCCAAACCGAUGGCUCGCUUCAACCACACGGAUAGAACGCUGGAGACACUCACCACCUUCAUCACUAACCAGACAGGAUUUGAAGCCGGCCCCGACAAGAACGUGACGGACGCAGAUCACCUGGGUCCCCUCCACAGUGUCUCAGUGCAAAGCAUUGACUGGUUGCUGGUCUUCUCCAUCCUCUUCAUCACAGGCUUUACUCUGUACGCCGUCCUGCGAACAGAAAGCAUCCGAUGGCUCAUACCGGGACAGGAGCACGAGCACCAGGAAUGAAAAUCUGCACAUCACGUUUCUCUGGAUGUAAACAAUAAAUAAAUAGAUUUAUUUAUAGAUGUAAACACACAAUAAAUAGUUUGUUUUUUUUAAAUUACAGUUGUAAAUCUGCUGCAUUUGAUAAAUGAUACUGAACAAUAAGGUGCUGUGUUUUCCUGUCAUGCCCCGUAAUCCCAAGGUACAAAGUGCAGAAAAUAUGUGCUUCAUUGAAAGGAAUCAAAACAUAAACAAGUUACGUUCACAAA
Betta splendens (Siamese fighting fish) is the source of this 1402-nucleotide messenger RNA. It is a transcript of the gene txndc15, whose product is annotated as thioredoxin domain containing 15. Gene Ontology annotation, biological process: cilium assembly. Gene Ontology annotation, cellular component: cilium. NCBI's taxonomy places the organism in Eukaryota, Metazoa, Chordata, Actinopteri, Anabantiformes, Osphronemidae. Bases 111 to 1157 code for a protein of 348 amino acids. The transcript has 6 exons. The record is from RefSeq and is a predicted model, not a curated record.